AUGACUCGAUCUCACUCACAGUGGAGCGCAUGGAAGGUGGUUGCGACGGCCGCGGCUCUCGUCACUGGCGUUCUGGGUGACAAUGUUCUCAAGACUUCUGGCUUCUCCGACUGCGGUACCGUUCCCGAUAUCAAGGUUGAGAGGCUGAACCUCAGCUACGACAACGACAAGCAGGAGGUUACUUUUGAUGUGGCCGGCACUAGCAAGACGAGACGGAACGUGUCUGCUUAUCUCGAAGUGACGGCAUACGGCCGCCAAGUCUAUCAGAACAGCUUCAACCCUUGCGAACAGGGUAUCAAGCAGCUCUGCCCUGUACCCGCUGACCAUUUCGCUGCCAAGGGCACUCAGAAAAUCCCCGCUGAGUGGGCAAACAAGGUCCCUGCCAUUGCUUUCCAGGUCCCCGAUAUUGCUGCUCAAGCGACUCUUAAGCUCCUGAGCCUCGACGACGACAAGGAGCAGGUUGCCUGUAUUCAAUCCCAAGUCCAAAACGGCAAGACUGCCUCAGUCAACGCCGUAACCUACCUGUCUGUCGGUGUCAUUGGAGCCGCCCUCGUCGUCUCUGGUGCCACGGCCGCAUCGUCUGCUCUUGGUGGUGCUAGCGCUGCCAGUGGUGGUAUCCCCAGUCCCAGCUUCGCAGAGACUUUGGGAUGGUUCCAGGGCAUGGCCAUGAACGGCAUGCUGUCAGUCGACUACCCGCCUGUGUACCGCAGCUUCGCGAAGAACUUCGGUUUCUCGGCCGGUAUCAUCCCCUGGCAGCAGAUCCAGAUCUCCAUCGACAACUUUCGCGGCAUGACAGGAGGUGACCUCACCACGGACAGCGUCGAAUUCCUCAAGAACGCUACGCUCGUCUUCCCCGACAACUCGACUAGCACUCCGGAGCAGCACUCUUUCAAGGUCAAGCGAGCUUUCGACACUUUUGAGUCGUUGGCCAGAUUGGCCACCCGUGGUGAGCUGGAGACUUCAGUCGGCGGCUCAAGCGAAUCUUCUGAAUCUGGCGAGUCUGGUGCUACCAACGUCAUCUCCGUUUCUGGAAUUUCUGCCUUUGUCCAGCAGUACAGCGUCCCCAAGUCCAACACCUUCAUGACUGUUCUGCUGGUGGUUGCCAUCAUCAUUGCCGCCAUCAUUGUCGGUAUUCUUCUGGUCAAGGUCAUCCUCGAGAUUUGGGCCCUGUUCGCCAGCUUCCCCAAGUCUCUGGCUGGUUUCCGUCAGCAUUACUGGGGCUCCAUCGCUCGAACCAUCACUCACCUUAUCCUGGUGCUCUACGGUAUCUGGGUUCUGUACUGCGUGUUCCAAUUCACCCAAGGUGACUCGUGGGCGGCAAAGACUCUGGCUGGUGUGACGCUGGCCAUCUUCACCGCCAUCCUUGCCUUCUUCACGUGGAAGAUCUUCAGCACCGUCCGCAAGCUCAAGAGCUCCGAGGGUAGCCCCGACGGCCUAUACCAGGACAAGGAGAUCUGGAUCAAGUACUCCCUCUUCUACGAGUCGUACAAGAAGGAGUACUGGUGGAUCUUCAUCCCCACCAUCGUCUACCUCUUCGCCAAAGGCUGCACCCUUGCCGUUGGCGAUGGAAACGGCCUGCCCCAGACGAUUGCCCAGCUUGUCGUCGAGAGCAUCAUGCUCAUUCUACUCGUCUGGGCUCGACCCUUUGAGCGCAAGUCUGGCAACGUCAUCGGUAUUGCCAUCCAGACUGUGCGAGUCCUGUCGGUGGCUUGCAUUCUCAUCUUUGUCCACGAACUCAACAUUCCUCAAGACAGCAAGACGGUUGCCGGCGUGGUCCUGAUCGCCGUGCAGUCCGCCCUCACUGGUCUUUUGGUGAUCCUCAUUAUCUGGAACGCCAUCAACCUCCUGGUCAAGGAGAACCCCCACCGCAAGCGAAGAAAGGAGAUGGAGAAAGCUCAGCGUGACAUGGACACGCUCACUCCUCUGGACGCCCGCAACUCGCUCCUCCUCGACCGCAAGGACAACAGCAACACUAGCAUCAACAUGUUCCCCGUCUCGGCCCCCAUUCAAGAGAAGCAGCACCAACGGUCCAUGUCCCGUGACAACUAUGUUGCUGCUGAGGAAGGCCUGCGGGCAAACGAUUACUCUUCGAGCCCUCCUUCGUACUACCGAGAUCUGACCGCCAUGGACCACAACGACUCGCAAAACGCCCACGGCGCUGCCCCUGUGGCCUGGGCCCAUAGAGCGCCAAGUCCGCCAGGCAUGGGGCGCUAUGACAACGAGUACGGUGGUUACAGCCCUCUCAACAGGCAAUCAUACGGGUACGGAAACGGGGGCGGCUACAGAGGCUUCUGA
Messenger RNA from Fusarium keratoplasticum, 2295 nucleotides. Its product is annotated as TRP-N domain-containing protein. The transcript is spliced from 2 exons. Bases 1 to 2295 code for a protein of 764 amino acids. The record is from RefSeq and is a predicted model, not a curated record. Gene Ontology annotation, biological process: transmembrane transport; fungal-type cell wall biogenesis. NCBI's taxonomy places the organism in Eukaryota, Fungi, Ascomycota, Sordariomycetes, Hypocreales, Nectriaceae.